This is a messenger RNA of Paralichthys olivaceus (Japanese flounder), 1065 nucleotides long. The record is from RefSeq and is a predicted model, not a curated record. NCBI's taxonomy places the organism in Eukaryota, Metazoa, Chordata, Actinopteri, Pleuronectiformes, Paralichthyidae.
AUGGCUUUAUUCAGCUUGCUCAUCCUGACCUCCCUGUGUAUUGUGGGCCGAGAGGCCCUCAGCUUAUCCGACUGUGGAGUUUACGCCAGAAGACCAGAAUAUACUGAUAUCACGGUGAUGUGUGGCACGUCUGCCAUCGAACUGGCUAUUCAAAUCUGCCCAGUGGUGUACACCGGAUACAACGAGAGUUUACUGAUCCUGAACCGCAUCCGGGACAAUGUGGCCUGCAAGGGGAUGCUGGACACCUCUGUGGCACCACCUGUGAUGAGAUUCAGCUUCCCUAUCAGAGAGGGAAACGCCUGUGGUAGUAAUUUCUUGACCACGAGCGUGCCAGGGACGGGAAUCUUCUCCGACUUCUCCAACAUCCAGACCGUCAAUGUCAGCGGGUUGGUGCGAUCCUUCGACCCAACCAUCGGGACCAUCACCUACAACGCAGAGCUCAAGUAUUACUACUCGUGUGCUUAUCCUCUGGAGUAUCUCAUUAACAACACCCAGGUGGAUGUGUCAUCCUCCACCACUGCUGUGAAGGACAACAAUGGGAGCUUCAUCAGUACUCUGAGCAUGGCCUUGUACAAGGAUGAUAAUUACGCCGAGCCCCUUCUUAUGCCACCUCUGGGUGUGGAACUGAGGACAAACAUCUUUGUGGAGGUUGUUGCAUCCAACCUGACAUCACAGUACUUUGUGCUCCUGGACCGGUGCUACGCCUCAGUGUCUCCGCUGCCCUCCAACGACACCUCCUUUAAUCUGUUUGUCUCGUGCUCCGUAGAUCAGCUGACCACCAUGCUGGAGAACGGGGAUAGCCAAAAGGCCCGCUUCUACUUCCCAGUGUUCCGCUUCAUCGAGCAGCAGAACGAGACCAUCUCCACCUACUAUCUGCACUGCAUUACCCGGCUCUGUGAGCGCAGCACCUGCAGCACCUUCAAGAGAUGCAGCAGGAAGAGGAGGAGUGUGGAGACCACGGUCAUCCAGGACGGCAUCACUGAGCCAUCUGUGCUCACAGUGGCUAUAAGGGCCAAGACAGACAGCUGUAAGUCCUCUAUGUGUCCUUAUCUGACGGCAUUCUGA